Messenger RNA from Coprinopsis cinerea okayama7#130, 336 nucleotides. RefSeq lists its product as hypothetical. The transcript has a single exon. NCBI's taxonomy places the organism in Eukaryota, Fungi, Basidiomycota, Agaricomycetes, Agaricales, Psathyrellaceae. The record is from RefSeq and is a predicted model, not a curated record. The coding region runs from base 1 to 336 and encodes 111 amino acids.
AUGGCUUCGGCCGUAGUCGCCUGGGACCCCUAUCACGAUUCACGAGAUCCCUAUCACGCCUGGGAUGCCUAUCACGAAUCCCUCAACUCCCACUCUCUCGAUUUCUACGACGAACUACCACAAGCUGCUUCGACGGGCUCGAGUCGCUCGACAGCGACGACGACUUUGUCGGAUGUCCAAAUAAGCGCCCGCGACCUCGCACUGCCUCAACAUCCACAGCGCUUCGACAAUCUCCCACGUCACACCUCCUCCGACCUCGUCAUCCGCGCCGACCCCUCGUGCAUCACUAUCAGCAAAAAUGCAACUUGCAAGAAAACAUUCACAGGGGGCAUGUAA